This is a messenger RNA of Ylistrum balloti, 2485 nucleotides long. RefSeq names its product threonine synthase-like 2. Gene Ontology annotation, molecular function: pyridoxal phosphate binding. Lineage: Eukaryota; Metazoa; Mollusca; Bivalvia; Pectinida; Pectinidae. Bases 455 to 1885 code for a protein of 476 amino acids. The transcript has 9 exons. The record is from RefSeq and is a predicted model, not a curated record. Gene Ontology annotation, biological process: dephosphorylation; 2-oxobutyrate biosynthetic process.
ACGUUACAUGGAAAAUGUUACUGUUGGAAAAUGCUUGCCAGUGUUUUUAUCUGCUAUAUAGGAUAGACUGCCUAAAUCAGGGCACCUCUGCUUCAAUCUAAUAUUACUUAAACUGUGCGGACAAAACCAUGGUCAAGGCCGCUUUCGUUUAUCGCAAUCCAACCCUUUCGUUUCGUAACUAAAUUUGUUAAACAUUAUAACGAAGUAAACCCAGCUAAUUGAACUUAGUUCUGCCAACCUUUGCAAUGGUAGUUUCCGUAUAAAAUGCAAAUACAAUAUGUUUUAAGACUGAUAUGUCUUGUUGAAACAGCACAAGUCGGGCUGUCCACAUAAAUGUGCGUGAUCAAAGGUAACGAUAUACCCUUUCGACCUAGAUAACGAACGACACGGAAGGCGGUGACACCAGUGAAUACUUGCCAGUGCUUUGACGAAACUAUUACCUACCUCAUCCACCAUGAAGUACUGUAGUACUCGAGGCGGUGUCAAGGGCCUUACGUUUGAGGAAGCUCUUUAUACCGGAUAUGCUGAAGAUGGUGGCAUUCUGCUUCCGGAGAACAUUCCAUCAAUCACUAAAAGCACCCUCCAGUCCUGGUCCAAGCUAUCUUAUGUCGAGUUAGUUAAAGAAAUCAUACCGUUCUUUGUGGGUGAUGAUGAGAUUCCAAAGGAAAACCUUAAUGGUUUAUUGGACAAAGCGUUUGGCCGAUUCACCCAUCCAGAUGUAACCCCGAUAUCAAAACUCAACGACGGCCUCAACAUCAUAGAACUCUACCACGGGGUCACUUGGGCUUUCAAAGACCUAGCACUGUCAUGUGUAGGGCAGUUCCUGGAAUACUUCCUAAACAAAAGACAGAAACGUUUGACCAUUAUUGUUGGGACAUCUGGUGAUACCGGAAGUGCAGCCAUUGAAGCGAUACGUGGCUUAAAAUGGGUAGACAUUGUUGUGUUAUUGCCAAAGGGACGCUGUUCUCGUGUCCAAGAACACCAAAUGACCUCUGUGAUAGAGGACAAUGUCCACGUGUUUCGAGUAGAUGGAUCAUCAGAUGACCUUGACAUUCCUAUUAAAAGAGUGUUUAUGGACAUACCUUUCAAGCGGCAACACAACCUUACCUCUAUCAAUUCGAUAAACUGGGCGCGUGUGAUGGUGCAGACGGCUCACUACAUUUACUCAUAUCUUCAGAUGUGCCCAAGUUGUGACAGUGAGGUUGAAAUUGUCAUCCCGACGGGAGCUUGUGGCAACGUGACAUCUGGCUGUCUUGCACGAAUGAUGGGCGUGCCUCUACGUCUGGUGUGCGCCGUUACCACCAAUGACAUCGUCGCAAGAACCGUAAGAGACGGGGACUUCUCCACUGCCGAAACUGUCACACAAACACUAGCUACAGCAAUGGACAUACAGAUCCCCUAUAACAUGGAGAGGAUUUGGAGCAUGAUGACCGGAGGUGAUGCUCCACGUAUUAAGGCAAUGAUGGACGAGUUCGAAAGAACAGGAAAGGUCCAAGUACCAACUGAUAUCCUUGAAAAGACCAAGGAGGUAAUUGUCGACACAUUUGUCGUGAACGAUGACGUAGUGAGAAAGACAAUGCGUCGAGCUUUCGAGAAGAAUCAGUAUUACGUGUGUCCCCACACAGCGAUAGGCGUGGCUUAUCACUACAGGGACCUAGACAGUAAAGAAAACAAGGAAGAGCGCCCUCCCAGGGUUAUCAUAGCAACCGCUUCCGUUAAGAAGUUCCAGGAAGCUGUUCUUUCAUCUGGACUGACGCCAAAGGAAAACGCUGAGGUCACGGCACUCCUAGAAAAAGAAACCAAAUCACAGGAAAUGACUAAGGGAGAUAACUGGGAAGAAAUGCUUCGGAAGACUAUUGAAAUGAUUUCUAUGAAAUCAAUGUGAUAUUGGACAGAUACGAUGUAAGUUUUCAUGUAAUAAAGAGAAUGAUUAUUCCAUUUAUACAAUAUCUUCUAAUACGGUAUUAGAUAUAGAUAAUUUAUGAUAUAUUUGUUAAUAACGGAAAAAGCAAGAUAAUCUAGAAAAUUGAUAAAAUAGUGAUACUUAAAUCAAACUGAUUUUAAUAUUACUGAAUCAGUGCUAUACACAUGAAAUUGCGGGUUCAUAUCGCCACAUAUAUUAUUUGUAGGAAAGCCUUUGUAUGCCGUUGUGUUAACAGAAAUGUAUUGCUGCUGAGUUAAAUAUAGUGUUGUGUAAUGUGCAUCUCUUAUACCGCAAACUGACAUAGAUUUAGCGGUUAUAAUAAUCAAGCGCUCAUUCCACUGUUAUGCCAAAAAGGGAAAUAGAGUUAAAGCCCCAAUAUACGUAAAAAUCACUAUAAAAAAACAAACUUUAUCUUAUUUUCCCCGUAAUAUAUGUAACAAAACAGAUACUUUCCUUUAAUUAAAGUAAAAUAAAACUGACUGUUUUCAAUUUAAAUAAAAAUUGAAAAAAAUCGGAAAAUAAAAAAUGUGGGACCCACAAUAAUUCAUACAUGUGUAAACA